AUGGCUGCGGCUGCCGAGGCGGCGCUUGCGCAGACCCAGGAGACGCAGCCGGACGGCUCGCCUGAGACGUCUCUCGAGGAGAGUGCAUCGGCGACAGAAGCGGCUUCUGAGCAGCCUUCCGAAAGCCUGGAGCCUCUGCCUGCAGCGACGAGCUCUGAGGCCGACGCAACUCAGCCGCAGCCUGUUGGGAAGCCGAAGGCGAAGGCGAAGGCCAAAGCCCAAGCUGCUCCGAAAACUGCGGCUGUGAAAAAGAAAGCCAGCAAGGACAAGCUGGCCGAGGCCAAAGCUGCUGCUCGCAAGAGCAAGGCCGCUCAGAACAAAGCAAACUUCGACAAGGCUGUGAAGUCUGGGUCCAAGCAAGCCGACGUGGACCAGGAGAAGCCGCCCAAGAAGCCAGAGCAGCAGAAAGCCGGCCAGAAGACCAAGCCUGCCGACUCGGAGCAGGAGAAGCCCGCCAAGAAGCCCAGGGUUGCCGAGAAGGAGAAGCCCUCGAAGAAGGCGAAGGUCGUGGGCACCAAGAAGGACGACAACGAGGCUGAGAGCGCUGCUGACGGCGCUGCUGCGGAGGACCAGAAGGACGCUGCGCCGAAGACCACGAAGAAGCUCGGCAAGGGCGACAAGGAGGACCCGAAGCCUUCCUCGAAGCAGGCCAAGCCCAAGGAGCGCGUGGCAGCCUUGAAGUCUUGGGCCACUGCAGACAACACCCUGUCUGACGCCGAGCCUGACGACGCGGAGUCUCAGGACGACUCUAGCUCUGCGGGGCCGGCCAAGAGGGACGGCUCAAAGAAGCGCUUCUUCCGCCAAAGGCGAAGCGCAGGCGAACUUCCCCAAAACUUGCUUGACCUCUGGGACAAAGCCGGGAGGACAGAGCAAACAAGGCUCUUGGACAAACUUGUGGUCAGAAAGAAAGGAAAACUUGUCCUCGACUUCGACAACAAGUACCUGCGCCGCAGGCUCCAGAGGUACUCCGAGACCAUCGGAGCCAACAAGUGCAAGGGCGUCACUGAGACGAUAGCCGCAGCUAGGUGCGGCGGCGUGGCCCAGCUGAAAGCUGCUGUCGCCACUGGCGAAGCCAGCGUGGUGAACGAGGGUGGCUGUCGCUACUACGUCUUCAAGGACUACAUGUGCUUGCAUACUUCGCAGCGGGUACGCUCGCGCGGACCCAAAGAGCGCACGUGUGAACUGCUUGCAGCGCCAGCAUUGAACGUACGACUGAGUCAGGAGAUAAGCCUGACGAAGCUGGAGGCGAAGCGCCAGGAGAACCUCCUGGACCAGGGCACGGACUACGUGAACAACUGGGAGCUGCACCUGAGUGCAGGAGACGCCGAGGCUGCAGCCGCUUCUUCAGCCCCGGACGCUGCGCCACCGACCCUCGGCGACUUCGAGAAGGGCAAGCUGCAGGAGUGCCAGGCUGUGCUGUCAACAGCCCGCAACCAAGCCGAGCGAGUCUUCCUGGCAGUUCGAAGCAAGAGCGCAACGGCGCUCAUGCUGAAAGAACAACUUGGCCGCUGCGUCAAGCAGGUGCUUGACACCGCGGCGCAGCUGAAGCAAGUGGAACUCUUUGGAGCGCUGCCGAACCAGCCGCCGUGCAACACCGCCCAGUUGAAGGCCCUGCUGCUGGAAGCUUUUCAACACGUAGAGGCGUUGCAAGAGGCGACGCAGCUGUGCCGCACCCUGGCUGGCGGAGAGAAGCAAGCAGCGCUGGGCAGUGACAAGCAGGCAGGCGCAAGCUGA
This is a messenger RNA of Symbiodinium pilosum, 1734 nucleotides long. NCBI's taxonomy places the organism in Eukaryota, Dinophyceae, Suessiales, Symbiodiniaceae. The record is from the annotation of a GenBank genome assembly.